AAACACAAGAACUGGAGACCAGUAAGAACAGCGCACUGGCAGAAAGACAAGAACUGGAAGUUUUGAAGAAGCAUCUCAACAAGAAGGGGGAAGAGCUUGAAGCUGCCAUGAAUAGCAUCAGUGGAGAGAGAGGACAACUCAGUCAGAUGAAGAUCAGUACUGAGAGGGACAGGGAAAUACUUUUGAAUGAAAAGGACAGACUAGAAAGAGAUCGGUCAGAGCUGAAAAUAAGAAAAGAACAACUCUUGAAUAAAAUGAAAUCAAUAGAAUCUCUGAGGGCAAAACUUCAACACCUGAGUGAAAGGAUGAGUGAAGACAUGAGAGACAAAAUGGCCAGACUGGAGCAAAACAAUGACGACAUUCUGAAACUAUUGACUGUAUUGGAGCAAAAGCAUUGGGAUUUGUGUGAAAAGAAAGAAUAUAUGCCACGUUACGCUAAGGCAAUCGAGACUGAAAAGAAAGGUUUGAAGAGUGUUUUGGCCGAAAUUGUCAUCCAGAGACAAGAUAUGGAAAAUCGAACGAAACAAGAGGCUUUGUUGGGAACGGCGGAUCUUGAAAAGCUGAAGGCAGAGCUGAAGCAAGACAGAGAGGAUCUGAACAGAAUGACUGAGCUGUUGAACAAAGAGAAAGUUCACUUGGACCAGAUGAGGUCUGACAUCCAGAGACAAACUGACGUAUUAGAACAAGAGAAACAAGACAUAAAAGUGGCAAGAGACAAGUUGGAAAUCACAAAGACUGAGCUGCAAAAGAAGAAGGAAAAUGCAGUCAGUCUGUUUGACGAGAUAAACAGAGAGAAAACCCACGUGAAAAAUCUGACUCUUCGGGUUCGGAGAGAACGAGAUGAACUCGAAAAUGUCAUGAACAUGAUUACCUUCAGACAAAAAGAGCAAGAGCUCAAGGAAGACGACAUCAAAAGACAAACACAAGAACUGGAGACCAGUAAGAACAGUGUACUGGCAGAAAGAGAAGAACUGGAACUUUUGAGGAAGGACCUCAACAAGAAAGUAGAAGAGGUGGAAUCAGCCACAAACAGCAUGAGUGGAGAGCGAGAACAACU
Micropterus dolomieu (smallmouth bass) is the source of this 1057-nucleotide messenger RNA. Its product is annotated as cingulin-like. NCBI's taxonomy places the organism in Eukaryota, Metazoa, Chordata, Actinopteri, Centrarchiformes, Centrarchidae. The record is from RefSeq and is a predicted model, not a curated record.